Messenger RNA from Schizophyllum commune H4-8, 520 nucleotides. RefSeq names its product Prefoldin, subunit 4. NCBI's taxonomy places the organism in Eukaryota, Fungi, Basidiomycota, Agaricomycetes, Agaricales, Schizophyllaceae. The transcript has 6 exons. The record is from RefSeq and is a predicted model, not a curated record. The coding region runs from base 15 to 419 and encodes 134 amino acids. Gene Ontology annotation, cellular component: cytoplasm; prefoldin complex. Gene Ontology annotation, biological process: protein folding.
CGACGAUCGCCACCAUGCAGAGUAUGCGGAUGCUUGACAAGCAGGACGAGAAUGAGGAAGCUGAGGAAGUGACAUGGGAGGACCAGCAAAGAAUAAACUCAUUCUCGAAGCUGAAUACGCGCGUACGGGACCUGAAUGAGAAGUUGAAGGAGUUGAAGGUCGAGAAGGAAGCUCUAGAAGAUCUCUCAACUGAGCUUGAACUUGCUGACGAAGAUGAACCUGUGCUCUACAAGGUCGGCGAGACCUUCCUCCACCUUCCCCUCCCUCGUGCACAAAAACGGCUUGCACGCGACCAGGCGGACGUCGAGAAACGGUUAGCAGCUGCGGCUGACAGCGUCGAUGACUGCGAGCGACAGAUGAAAGAGCUGAAGGUCGUCCUCUACGCAAAGUUCGGGAAGGCGAUCAAUCUGGAUGAGUAGUCUGGCGAUUGAGAGGAUGACGCUUUGCCUUCGAUGUAUUCACCAGCUGUAUCAGUAUACACCACGUCCACUAUACCAUGCACACCUGGGAUGAGCUGUGU